Alternaria rosae is the source of this 1710-nucleotide messenger RNA. RefSeq names its product choline dehydrogenase. Gene Ontology annotation, biological process: secondary metabolite biosynthetic process. Gene Ontology annotation, molecular function: flavin adenine dinucleotide binding; oxidoreductase activity, acting on CH-OH group of donors. Bases 1 to 1710 code for a protein of 569 amino acids. NCBI's taxonomy places the organism in Eukaryota, Fungi, Ascomycota, Dothideomycetes, Pleosporales, Pleosporaceae. The record is from RefSeq and is a predicted model, not a curated record. The transcript is spliced from 4 exons.
AUGGAUAAUUGGAAUGUGCAUGCAGUUGGGAUUGCUGAGAUGAGCUGCUGUGCGUUGUGGAACGCGAUUGCUGCUGGAGUCUCAGCUAUACACAUCACGGCACCGCUAAACCAAACCUACGACUACAUCAUCGUUGGAGGAGGAACAUCCGGCCUCACAGUCGCAAACAGACUAACAGAGAACGGAAAGCACACCGUCCUCGUAAUCGAAUACGGCAACCUCGUCAACGACCCCAGCAUCCUCGUCCUAGCCAACACCCUAAGCUUCGUCCCAACCCCCGAGCGCUACUUCAACUUCACACCCGUCCCCAAUGCUGGCCUCAACAAUGACACCACGAGCCCGCUCGCAGCUGCCAUAGUUGGCGGAAGUAGUGCUGUAAAAGGCAUGUUCUUUGACCGCGGCAGCGCUGCCGACUACGAUGCGUGGGAGACCCUCGGCAACAAAGGCUGGGGCUUUAGAAACCUACUUCCUUACUUCAAGAAAUCUGUGACCUUCAUGCCGCCGAGUGAAGAAGUGGCGAAGAAGUAUAACUACAAGUGGGAUGUAGACGCGGCGUAUGGUGGACAUGGUGAGAUACAAGUCUCCUUCCCGCCGUACCAGUUCCCCGGUCAAAACCGCUUGUGGAAUGCGUGGAGGGAGAUUGGUGUGGAGAAGCCGAAGGAAGCUGCUGAUGGGGAUGCGAUUGGUAGUAUUAUGGCGCCGAGUGCGAUGGAUCCGGUGAUGAGGACGAGGAGUUAUGCACGGACGGCGCAUUAUGAACCGUUUGCGAAAAGGGUGAAUUAUCAUCCCUUGACGGGAUAUCGGGCUACGGAGGUUUUGUUCAAGGAAGGUGGUGAGUUGGAGGCUGAGGGAGUGAGUAUGGUUAAGGUGGGAGGCACGGAGAAGAGUGUUGUGAAAGCGAGGAACGAGGUCAUCGUUGCGGCAGCUGGAGCCUUAACAACCAACCAGACCUUUUAUGCCGAAGCCGAGAAAGAGUACACACAAUCGCGUGAAGGCCCUCUCACAACAUCGCGAGGAAACCAGGCGGCUUUCUUACCCCUCAAGACCGUCGAUCCAGAAGGUUGGCAAACGCUUGUCGAUGCCGUCACGGCUCAAGACCCGACUCCCUAUCUCCCAGCUCAAUACGAUGAAACGCUCAUCGCAGGCGCUAAAAUCAUACACAAUAUGACCGCAGAAUAUCUCGCACGCGACGACGCUGCAGCGUUUGAGUUUACCUUUGCAGAAGGACCCAUAGGAAGCGCUGCGAUAAUGCGUCCAUUGAGUCGCGGCACCAUAAACAUUAACCCAGCUGGUCCUGCAUUAGGCCCACUGGUUGACUGGCGGACCUUCUCAAACCCCCUAGACAUCAAAUUCGCCGUGCAAGUGGUGCGCUUUUCGCGACGCUUCAACACGCUAUCUUCUUUCGCUGGUCUCGGCGCUGUUGAACUCUCGCCUGGAUCCAAUGUUACAAGCAAUGCUGCGAUCAAAAGGUAUUUGCGCAGCACGAUGGAUCCGACCUUUGCUCAUAUGGCUGGCACAGCGUCGAUGCUUCCAGAAGAACUUGGUGGUGUGGUGGGAACGGAUUUGAGGGUUUAUGGCGUUGGGAAGCUGAGUGUGGUCGAUGCGAGUAUUGUUCCGUAUUUGCCAGCCACGCAUCUUUGUACGACGGUUUAUGCUAUCGCGGAGAAGGCGGCGGAUGCUAUUAAGGCGAGUACGGGGUGGGAUGAGUAG